This is a messenger RNA of Pieris brassicae (large cabbage white), 1788 nucleotides long. Its product is annotated as facilitated trehalose transporter Tret1-like. NCBI's taxonomy places the organism in Eukaryota, Metazoa, Arthropoda, Insecta, Lepidoptera, Pieridae. Gene Ontology annotation, cellular component: membrane. The record is from RefSeq and is a predicted model, not a curated record. The transcript is spliced from 3 exons. Gene Ontology annotation, molecular function: transmembrane transporter activity. Gene Ontology annotation, biological process: transmembrane transport. Bases 386 to 1732 code for a protein of 448 amino acids.
CGUUAUAAAUAACCUUGGACUGUCAAAGACAAAAUGUGUGACUUGGCUUUUAAAAUAAUAUAGUAUACAAAUAAAACUAAUUAUUAAACCGUUAGUCAAAUUUCUACAUUUUAAAAUAUAAGACAGAAGAUGUAAUUCAGAAUACCUACGAAUAAGCAUUUACGGAAUACAAAGGCAUCCUCAAAUUUAUCCGGUCAUGAAUUAUUGAUAAGAUAACUUAAAAUUGGAUGUUUCAUUCCGAAAGUGAAAUAAAAUGACCGAGAAGGCAGUUUUUUCUCCAUUUAUCAAACAAGUGAGUGUGUUAAUAAAUGUUUAUUAAAAACGUGUUGUGAAACUAGAAGUUAGAUCGUAAUUUUUGCAGUGUUACGUGUGUGCGACUGUUUGUAUGAAUGUGCUAAGUAAUGGUUGCGCUUACGGCUUCCCUGCGGUGCUGCUGCCGCAACUCAAGCUUCCGGACUCUCCCAUUCCACUCACCAAGGCCCAGGAGUCAUGGAUAGCGGCAGUUCUUACAAUAGCAAUGAUGGUUGGAAACUUCACUAUGCCCAUAUUAUUGGGCAAAUUAGGACGUAAAAACUCCCACUUUUUUGUCCUUAUACCCAUAACUGUGGGCUGGCUCUUAAUCAUCUUCGCGACAAAUGUAGAAAUGCUUUUAGCGGCAAGAAUCAUGCAUGGCCUCUCAUUUGGUCAAGUUGUUCCUAUUCGAGCCGUUAUGAUUGGAGAAUACACCAGUCCAAAUAAUCGAGGAGCUUUCCUCAGCAUGAACGCAGUCGCACAGAUAUCAGGGAUAUUCGUUGUCCAUCUCUUGGGCUAUUUGGUCAGCUGGAAGACGACUGCGACCAUUUGCAUUACUUUUUCAGUUAUAAGCUUUGUCAUGACAUUUAUUAUUCCCGAAUCGCCAAGUUGGCUCGCAAGUAAGGGCCGAUACGAGGAGAGUAAAAAGCAUUUUGAAUGGCUAAGAGGAUUAAAGGAAAACGAUGAACUUAUGGAGUUAAUUCAAGCUAGAAUAGAUUACAGGGAGAAUGAGAACAGGUCGAGUUUUAAAGAGAUUAUUUAUAAAGUGGAGUUUUAUAAGCCUAUAACUAUAACGUUGCAUAUUUCCUUAUUGGGAUAUAUGUCGGGAGGCAUGAUUAUAGCCGUGUAUGGGCCUACAAUCAUAUCGGAGGUCAUGGGUACCGAGGUCGAUCCUCAAUUCUGGCUCGUUUCUAUAGAUAUAUUAAGGAUACUAACCAGUUUCUCUGCGGUAUACUUUAUGAAGAAGUUUAAUCGGCGAACAGUCACCUUUACCUCUGUUGGGUUAUGUUUGGCAACGCAUGUUGCCGUAGUGGUUUAUAUAUGGCUGGUAAAGUUUGGUGUGAUGUAUCAUGUGUACUGGAUACCGGCAGUACUGCUUCACCUGCAAAGUUUCUCUGUAUCGGCAGGUAUAGUACCGAUAAUUACCGUCAUAGCGGGAGAAGUGUUCCCUCUGGCAUAUCGAAGUUUAGGUAUCAGUUUCAGUACAGCCAUCGCAACUGCGUUUCACUUUGUCAUAUUAAAGACUUUCCCGUACCUGGUAACUAUGGUUGGCAUUGAAGGCGUGUACGGAAUAAAUGCCGUUGUAAUUUGCUAUUGCAUGAUUGUCUGUUGGUUCAUGAUGCCGGAGACAAAGGGCCGCACAUUGCAGCAAAUCGAGGAUAGGUUUAAAGGUAUUGAGAAAACUGUUGAAGCCGAGCCUUUAAACGAACUUGCUAAAUAAUGUUAAGUACUUAUUUAUAAACGUAGGUAGAAAUAACGUUUAUUAAAAAUCAUUAC